CAACUGGGUUGCACUUCAACCUCGUCUUCAACCCUCCAUCUAGGUCAGGCCGACCGUAGAAGCGGUGGUAGGAGGCAGCCAUGGCCAAAGUUGACUUUGAAGAUCUGUCUGGAACAUCCACUCCUGUCACUGCAAACCCUUUCGACGGCCUGAUCAAUGCGAGCCAUGGUGACCCUAAGCUCAUUCAAGAACGGUACUCUACACAUCGAACAACGCGGAAUGCGCAACAACGAGAGAAGAUUCUCAGCGAUGACUUCAAAGGCUGGAUCCUCGACGAGCACCUUGUCAAGCUUGAUGGACCCCGGAAGGACAUAUCAUACAUAGACCCUCGGCAUUGUCUCGUCUUUUGGGGACGACCACCUCAGAGAGUCAAGACAUUGGUAGAUGUCAUACAGUCCAAGCUAAAGGACGCUGCCCCAGGUAUGGCUCCGCCCCUUGGAGGAUUCCCUGCGGCUCACUAUACAGACCUCUGGCUUAUGCCGCUUGACAAUCUACAUAUGACGGUGAUGGAAGUCGCACACUCCAAGACCGAAGAUGAGAUUACUGGCCUAAUGAAUACGCUCAAAGAUCACUGCAAAACCAUCGCUGAUCACACGUCCUCGUAUAGAGCUAGGCUCAUCAAACCUCUUCUAAGCUACGACUCGGCGGCUCUUGCGCUGAGCUUUCUGCCCGCUGCCGGAGAGUCGCCUUCAAAUGGUCGGACGGCUGAUGAUGACCGAUACACAUAUCACCAUUUGCGGCGCGAUACUUAUGCUACCAUUACAGAAUCAGGAAUUCAAGUUGGCUCUAGAUAUGUUGUGCCUUCGGCCCAUCUUACUAUCGCCAGGUUUAACUCUCCCAAUGUGUUUGGCGGGGAUCCGCUGGACGAGACCGCGACCCUUGACAUCAAGAAGCGGAGACACUGGAUCAAUGAGCUCGAAAUGAUCAACAAGUGGCUUGAAGCAGAAUAUUGGCCCCAAGAAGGGCACUUGAUCAGGCCUGGAGGCGAAUGGGUGGUGGGCGAGGAGAAAGGUCUCGACUUCCGGAAUGGCACGUUGUGGUAUGGCGGAGGUGCAACCAUUUAUCUUGGGGAGGGAUUCGUCUAUGGUGACACCGCCGCGGCAAAGAUACCAUGACACCAUUCCUGCAGGACUUCAAAUAGCAAUUUUGGGAGUCCUGCCGCGCAAUUUACUUGCUCUUCGUAAGAGGUAAUAUUGGGAUUGAUUGGAGUACAUACACUGUUUCAUUGUGGGCCUCAUACUCAAUCGUUGCUUUCCUAUUGGCCAGCGCACAUACCAUAAGAGCGAUACCACGGAGCUGCGUUCCCGAAGGCUUUAGACCUCGA
Messenger RNA from Cladophialophora immunda, 1324 nucleotides. RefSeq lists its product as uncharacterized. The coding region runs from base 81 to 1115 and encodes 344 amino acids. The record is from RefSeq and is a predicted model, not a curated record. The transcript has 2 exons. NCBI's taxonomy places the organism in Eukaryota, Fungi, Ascomycota, Eurotiomycetes, Chaetothyriales, Herpotrichiellaceae.